UUUCCGGCUACUGUUUUCUACUUCCGGGGGAACAAGUCAGGAAUCAUUUUUCAUCGAUUAUGAUUCCGGAAGAAUUUAUCCAAUUUUUUUGACAUCUGAGAAGAUGCUGGAUAAUUUUUAAUAGUGGAUUUAGUUGAAAAGGAUCAAUAAAAAUGUUCAAAAAGGAAAACUUACGCAAGAAUUUUCUGAGAGUGAAACAAAUUGCAGAUCAGAAUUUAGGAAGGGUUGAGAAAACUGAGGUGUUAUCAGAUGAUCUUCAGACCUCGGAGAAAAAAGUUGAGCUAGUGAAACAUGUUUCAUCAAACACAGUCAAGAAACUGGGAACCAGCCUUCUGGGAGCUGGUACUAGUGACCCAGAAAAAAGACUUAAAAAGAUGCCUGAAGCUGGUCUUGGGCACAGUAUGAUCGAGUCAGCUUCUUAUUUAGGAACAGAAUGCAUUAUGGGACAGAUGUAUCAGAUGUGUGGAGAUUGUCAGAAUUCACUAGCUCAACAACAUCUACAAUAUGAACUGGAUGUUGAGAAAAAUGUACUUGAACCAUUGCAAGCUAUUGUAGAGAAUGAAAUUCCACAUAUAGGCAAACUGAAAAAAGCUCUUGGUAAAGUUACUUUAGACAUGGACUCCGCAAAAAGCAGGCAUAAUAGUGCUGUAAAGCAGGCACAGGUUCCAGGUGUUAAUAUGGUGUCUGCCUCAGCGAAGGUUGACAGUCUCUACACGGAACUAGAAGAUACUCAGAAUCGUGUAGAAGCAGCAAAGGAUGCUUACACUACUGGAAUGUUUGGCUUUAUAUCUAAAGAAGCAGAACAUAGUCAAAACUUGUUAAAUUUAUUAGAAGCUCAAGCCAGUUAUCAUCAGCAUGCAUUAGCCAUAAUAGAGACAAUGAUACCAAAAAUGCGAGAAUCACUCAGCUGUAAUCCUAUCAAGCCAGUGUAUGGUGUUGCUUUAGAGGAACAUUUAAGAGUAACUAAUAGAGAUAUAGCACAGGUGCUAGAGGCUUGUGUCUGCUUCCUACUCGAUGUCGGAUUAGAAGAAGAGGGUUUGUUUAGAAUUGCUGGGAUGGCGUCUAAAGUAAAAAAGUUAAAGGCAUCAUUUGAUGCAGGUAUAGAGUUUGAGGACAGUGGAGAAUUAGAUCCUCAUACAGUAGCAGGGGCGUUCAAACAGUAUUUAAGAGAACUUCCUGAACCUUUGCUGACAUUUAAACUCUUCCCUGAUUUCAUGGCUGCAGCUCAAAAGCCUCAAGACCAGAGAUUACAAGCAUUGUGGUGUGUUGUAGAUAGAUUACCAAAACCAAAUUAUGAUAAUUUUAGGUACUUAAUAAAAUUUUUGUCAAAGUUGACAGAGAAGUCAGAAGUGAACAAAAUGACACCAGGCAAUAUAGCAAUUGUGAUAGGCCCAAAUCUCAUUUGGUCAGAAGGAGAUAGUGGCCCAAAUAUGAUGAAUACAGGCAUAUUAAGUUUGAUAACAGAAUUAAUAGUUCAGCAUGCAGACUGGUUCUUUCCUGGAGCUGCUGACUUUCAAGCAACUCAGAGAGAUCAAGCACCUGCUCGUAAACGCAGACAAAGUGAUGGUUUAAUACAAAAACAAGGCAGUGCUGUUACAAAAGCUCCUCCCAUGACAACUUCAAAGCCUCCUCCCAUAACAUCACCAAAGCCAUCUAUUUCGCAGUCUGUAGCUAUUGUUCAACCAAGCACCUCUGGGACACAGUCCAAACUGAAAGAUCUUGUACCUGGUCGUAAAACAAGUGAGGAAUCAGUAUCAUCAUCUAGUGAAUCAACAAGUGUAUCUGAAGCCUCUGUACACAAUAAGGAGUAUGAGAAUGCUGAUACAUUAGAGAGAAGGGACAGUGUGGACCACUAUCUUACUGCUAGAGGUGACUUGAGCCAGUCUAAUGCAUUCCAAUCACCCAGUUCGAGUGUCACUAACAAACGUACUAACCCCAUCAUUACAUUUGACCCCAAUGAACGUCUUAAACAUAAACCGUCUAUAAAAAGACAAGCGCCUAAGCCUAGAAUAGAUGCAAAACCAGCUCAUUUACAGCCAACAAGCCCAUCAUCACCUUCUGGACACAAUGUUCAUUCAGACAUGUACAGCACAGCAUUUGCUCUUCAAUCGCUAGGUGACGGUGGUACGUGGCCAAAAUACUUGAAUACGGUCAGAUCUAUAUGGGAUGACCAACUUCACAGUACAGGAAAUUCUGACUUUUGCAUUAUGGGAAAUAUCUCAGGAAAUGGUCAAGCAAGGUCAAAUCAGGAUAUCAACUUUCAAUGUGUAACACCCCAGGAAAGUAACACUCCUCCGUUUCCAAAAACACCAAUAGAAACGCAAUCACAUGAUCAUGCCCAACUGGAAAGAACUGGUUCCAACCAGUCUAGCUCCUCCCAUGGAACCCCUCACUCUAGUCCAGCAGCCAAUCAGGAUACAGGAAGUCCAGUGACUCCAGCCUCCGGGUCAAGGUCACCAUCAGUAUCACCUGCUGUCAGUAGUUCAAAUUUACAAGGAGCACCUUUAGCAGAAAGUGAAGACUUCCAGUCCGUGGUUCGGAGACCGACAAGAAAACCUGCUCCUCCGCCCCCAGAGAGACCAUAUUCUGUAGCUGUAUCAGCAAGCGUGAGACCUGGUGAGCAGGCAUCACAGUACCAGACCUGGCCAAGACAGGCUUUAACACCACAAGGUGAUAGCUCUCCAAGCACUUUGUCUCGUUCUGAUAAACAGAAAACUUUACCACCAGAUCGACCAAAUCCACCAGAGCGCAUUUCUUCACUUCAGUCUGGUUCCCAAUCCAACCAAGGUGACAGACCGAAAAUUCCACCUCCUGUUGUUCCUCCAGGGCACCAGCGAUCAGCUUCUACAGGAGCCCCUGUUACAAUACCAGGAACACCUCUUCACCAUAUGGACAAUGAAAAACUUACAGGUAGUCUAACCCCUAAUACAGGGUUACAUCCCGACAAUGGGGCAUUAAACCAUAGUCAGCUUCAGCAUCCACAAGAUAAGCUUUCUCAUAGCAGCUUAAAUAGACAUACAAUAGCUCGGCCUCCUCGGCCCAUGCCACCACCUCCACCUCCUCCUGAUAAUUCUAUAGUCGAGCAAACACAUCUUUAAUUUGUCUGUGAUAUGUGUACUUUACUUGUAAAAUGUAAAUAACUUGCACAAUAGAAACUUACAUGUGAUAUUUGUUUUAUGAAAUCUGUCUCGUCCUGCACAUUUAUCAGUUGUUUGUAUUUUAAAAGGAAUAUUCUUAUUGUAUGUCUUAGGUUGUAUCAAAUUCUUUAUGUAACGCUGUAUCCAUUUAAGCUGUUAACGAAACUUAUAGGUGCUUUGGACAUUUAUGUAAUGCAUGUAAUUUUUGUUGAUAUCAUUGAAUAUAUAAUUAUACCAGUGCAUGUACAAUGUAGAUGAUGUUAAUUUAACAUAUGAAUACACAUGUAUUGAAUAGUUUUAACCAUUUUGUAUAUCAGAUGUAGAGUUUGGAUAUAGAGGAAAAAGGUUUUUCUCUUUUAUUUUCUUUUAUAGAAGCAAGGAUUUUAGAAAUUGAUCUUUUUAUUCAGUGGGAAGAAUUGCUGACAUUGUUGUUCAAUCUACACUUAUCACCAUAUUGAAAUUAAUUUAAUAUUUAAGUAAAUUAAAAUGCUAUUUACUAGGCUUUUACAUAUCUUGAAUGUUUUAGCGAUGUUACUUAAUAUAUGCUAAAGUUCUGGUGAAUUAUUUUAAGUCGUACAAGACACCUGAUGAUCUCAAGGUCUUAAACUUAGUAUGAUCAAUUAGAAUGAUGGAUCAUUUGAUACAUGUAAUUAUAUCAUCAGCUUAUUGUAUCACUGUUUAUUGUGCUGUUAUAUUGUGCUACCUUUCAUCUAUCAUGGUAAACUGCUUCUAGAACAGUAAGCUACAUUCUAUUAACACACUUGCCAUUUACAAAUUUGUUAAUCCAAUUAUAAUUGUUAGUAUUCUUUUUCUAAGAAAUUUGUUAUACCAUGCAACAUAUGAGAAGAGAGAUUUUUUUAUGAGUAUGAAAUGUUACCUUUAGCACAAAGUUUGCUCAUCGUUUCAGUGUGUCGGAUACUAUAUUUGUCUAAUAAGUUAUUUCUUUACAUAUAAAAAAAGUAUUGCACAAUUUUCAGGACUUAACAGCUGUUGGUAGCUCAAAUUUCUUGUAAGGUUGCCGAUGGAUUGGAAUUUUCCAAUGGUGAAUCUUAAAAUUUAUCAAUUCUUUAAGAUUUACAAAUGAAUUUGCUAUUGUUCACAUGCAUUUGAAGGUGUACUUAUUCAAUGUUGAUACAUUAGUAACAUAGAUAGUUCAUGUUUAUAAUUAAGUAAAUGCCUGGUUUUUCUUUUUAAUUUUUAUCAUAAACAUGAGAGAAAACAUAUAGAUGGGAAAGGUGGGGACACUUAUAAUCUUUUACUAACACUCUUUGUUUAUGUAUAACAUUUAGGUAAAUGUUUGAAAUUGUUAUGUAAAAUUUAUUUUGCAGCAUAAAUUGGAGGAGUUAUUUCAUUCGUAACAUAUUUUUUUGUUACAGUGUGAUGAUUUUCAUAUGUCCUUAAAAAACAUGAAUGUUAAUUAAUGUUAGUUAUAUAGCGUUUUAAUGUCUACCUUGUUUAAAAGGAUGUUUUCUUCAAAUUGAAUGAAACUAUUUUUUUGCAGUUUUUACAAAAGUUCAUAAGCAAGGAUUGUUUUAAAUGCUGCCAUAUUAAUGUUUCAGUUGAUAUUGGUUCACCUGUAAAUUUGUCAAUGACCUAUUUACUUCUGUUAUACUAUAUGAAUUAUAUUGGAAAGACUCCUGAAAACUUGUAUUGUCUGAAAUUUGAAGUAUUUUUGGAAAGAAUUUAUGUAAAACAUAACUAAGUAAAUGUAGAUAUUUGAUAUUUUUAUGUUGAACUUAAAAGAGCAGGCCUUUGUUACAGAGAGUUUGAAACAACAGUUUUAAGUGUACUAAAAGGGAGAUUAUUUUAAUAUUUAAAUGGUAGAGUAUAAAUUAUGUUUUGGGUAAUUGAUAAACUGGGUAAACUGAUGUUUCAUGUACAAAUUGGUGAGUAAUUUAACUUAUCUAGUAACAUCAUUUAAUGGUCUCUUGUAGUUAGCCUGAUAGGUAUCUUUGAAAUUGUUAUGCUAAAACAGUUUUGGCUUUAAUACAUAUUUAUCUGAUCAACAAGUAAGAUUAUUGGUAAUCAUGAUUAGAUUAGCCAAAACAGACCUGGUCUCAAGGCUAUAAACAUUUUAUUGAGUUCUGUUUCCAGUCUAAGGAUUUUCAAUGGUCAGCGAACCUUUAUAUUUUAUUUAAUUCUACCAUUUUGUCUUUUUUUUAGCAACAUGACAUUGUUUGUUUUAUGAUAUAACCAUUUAAGUGUUUCUUAACAUUACUACUUUUCUAAAGUUUGCUAUGAAAUAUUAUGACUUUCACCCUAUGUAAAACAAAUAAAUUGGCAUCAUUUUUUAGAAAAUAGUAUUAUAAAACGGUUGACUGUUUUCAAGGUUUUGAGUGGUUAAUAACAUUUGAUAUAUGUAUUGAGUUAAGAACAAUAACAUUUCAUGUCCUAAACUUGUAUGUGUAUUAUGUUUGUGCCAGAAAUGUUUUACAGCUUGGCAUUUGCUUUAUAAAUAUAAAGCUUUCCUGAAUUUGUUGAAUUCUUAACUGACUUGUACUGAAAGGAUAAGCCUUUGCCACCAAUAUAGAGUCAAACCUGCAUAUCUGUGCAGUCUGACUAGUAGGCUUUGUAUUUUUUGGUAGUUUAAUUUUUAGCUCACCUGAGCACGAAGUGCUCAAAGGUGAGCUUUUGUCAUCACUCUGCGUCCGUCGUGCGUCGUGCGUCGUGCGUCGUGCGUCCUUCAAAAAAUGGCGUCAAACUUUUCAAACAACAUCUCCUCCUAAACUACAUGGCCAAUUGCAACCAAACUUUACAGAAAUGAUCCUUAGGUGGACCCCUUUCAAAGUUGUUCAAAAAUUUAAAUUCCAUUAAAAACUCUGGUUGCCAUGGCAACCAAUAAGAAAAACUUAAAAAAUCUUCUUCUAAAAAACUGUAAGAGCUAGAGCUUAGAUAUUUGGCAUGAAACAUUUUCUAAUGAGUGCCUACCAAGUUUGUUCAAAUCAAAGCCCUAGGGUCAAAAUUGACCCCGCCCCAGGGGGUCAUUGAUUUUCCCUAUAUGCAUAUAGUAAAAACUAAAAAAAUCUUCUUUUAAAGAACUCAAAGAGCUAGAGCUAAGAUAUUUAGCAUGAAACAUGUUCUAAUAGGUGUCUACCAAGUUUGUUCAAAUAAAAGCCCUGGGGUCAAAAUUGGCUCCGCCCCGGGGGUCAUUGAUUUUCCUUAUAUGUGUAUAGCAAAAACUUAAAAAAAUCUUCUUUAAAAAAAACCAAAUAGCUGGAGUUUAGCUAUUAAGCAUGAAACAUCUUCUAGUGAGUGUCUACAAAGUUUGUUCAAAUAAAAGCCCUGGGGUCAAAAUUGGCCCCGCCCCGGGGGUCAUUGAUUUCCUUAUAUGACUGUGUAUAGCAAAAACUUAAAAAUCUUCUUUGAAAAAACCCAGAUAGCUAGUGUUAAGAUAUAAAGCAUGAAACAUCUUCUAGUGAGUGUCUACCAAGUUUGUUCAAAUAAAAGCCCUGGGGUCAAAAUUGGCCCCGCCCCAGGGUGUCUUUGAUUUUCCCUAUAUGCAUAUAGUUAAAACUUAAAAAAUCUUCUUUUAAAGAACCCAAAGAGCUAGAGCUAAGAUAUUUAGCAUGCAACAUCUUCUAAUGAGUGUCUACAAAGUUUGUUCAAAUAAAAGCCCUAGGGUCAAAAUUGGCCCCGCCCCCGGGGUCAUUGAUUUUCCCUA
Messenger RNA from Ruditapes philippinarum (Manila clam), 6798 nucleotides. Its product is annotated as rho GTPase-activating protein 44-like. The record is from RefSeq and is a predicted model, not a curated record. Gene Ontology annotation, cellular component: cytoplasm; intracellular anatomical structure. The transcript has 17 exons. Gene Ontology annotation, molecular function: GTPase activator activity; protein binding. The coding region runs from base 153 to 3098 and encodes 981 amino acids. Gene Ontology annotation, biological process: positive regulation of GTPase activity; regulation of actin cytoskeleton organization; signal transduction. Lineage: Eukaryota; Metazoa; Mollusca; Bivalvia; Venerida; Veneridae.